This is a messenger RNA of Coregonus sp. 'balchen', 14098 nucleotides long. The record is from the annotation of a GenBank genome assembly. NCBI's taxonomy places the organism in Eukaryota, Metazoa, Chordata, Actinopteri, Salmoniformes, Salmonidae.
CUUUGAUACCGCAGUGGGCUUGAGCCAUAAUGGUAGCAGUUGCAGUGUUAUGAGUCCGGAGUCUCGCGAUCUGCAAAGGUCGGAGUAAAUGAAGCUGAUAAUUUGCUAUCGUACCGCCACUCACAUCUUCCCAAGGCAGAGGAUCAAGACGCUGGACCGUUUAAUUUCUAAAGGUAGCUAUGCCAUUUUAUUAUCAUCAAAUUAGAUUAAAUGCAAUGUCUAUAUUAUGUGAUUUUUCAUAAUUCUUUCGAAAUGCAUCAAAAUGGCACAGCCAGCGAUUUUGACAGAUGACCUACGCUUAAAUAUAAUGUAGCCAACGACGGCUAUACAUUUAUUUCACGGUCGUUUAUCAAAGGAAUUUGAUAAUUGGAGCAUACAUUUAAAUUCAUUCAUGGUGUUGCUUUUUCAUUAAAAUGUUUUUUUCCUAUUUUUAUCACCAUCAUCAAAUAGAUUGCAGGGCAGCUUCUCAAAUGUCAAGUGUUAUUGCGCAAAAAUGCGUAAACAUCGUGCAUCGUAAAGUAUUUGUCUCAUCAAUGUGUGUUUUAUUUUUUAUUUUAUUUUUUUAUAGCAAAAAUGUAACUAGUUAUGUUAUUUUCUGUUACAUGGCCAUGGAUAUAUUCGAUCAUGUAAAAAAUUAAUAAUGUCGAUGCUACAGCGCUUUGGUGUUCACAAGGUGGUCAUGUGAUUCUGUUGACACGACACCUUGGGGCAAUGUAGCGCUUGAUCAUGACUCUCAGUUCCAUUAACGUUACAUUACACAUAAGAGUCAUUGGACUAAGACCUCUUCUGUAGGUGGGGUUUGUUAAGAGCCGUGACGCUCGGUCUGAACAUUAACACGCAUCGCUUGCAGUACGGUUUUGGAAGCAUAAGGACCCUAUCUUUCAUAUCGGCGAGAAAUAAUUGUAGAAAAACAAAAGGUUAAAUUGAUACGCACCUUUUUAUAGGGUUCCCACACGUCAAUAUUUCCAUGUUACAGUGCUUGUUUAUGGAAAACAGAUGGAAUACCUAGUGGACUACCUGUGCUAAUUAGCUAUCUGUGUCUACGAACACCUGGGUGUUAGUCUGCUGAAUGACUAAUUAUUAUUAUUAAUUCAUUAUUAAUUAUUAACAUCUGUGUGUAAACGGAAGACAGACACCACAAACCUGUUGUCACUGAAAAAUACUGUCGGCUGCAACUGUUAAAACCGGUUAAAACAGUAUACAGUAAGUGUGUAUUUUGCAUUUGUGAAAUUAUUUUGAUGUGAUAUGAAAGUAGAGGGAUUUGUUUUUCUUGAAUUGCACCGCAAUUGAGAAUCAAUUCACGUUUAGAUGGAUUAUUUGGCCAUUGGCUUCCAGGGCCAAUUCACCUCUAAACAGAACAUGUAAGGUCCUUGGACUAUAAGGAGUAACGAUAGGCUCCUUUAGUCCAUUAUUGGGCUACCUUAAUCUCAGAUGAUUUACCAGCAGACCCAGUACUUUGGGCCAAUGAAGCUGAGAUAAAAGGGAGACUAGUAGCCCUACUACACAUGCAGAGAGGGCCAUGUGGUAUUGUAAAUUAAACCAAAAAAAAUCAUUUAUUAUUCUCAAGCGGCUCCUACUCCGUUGGUUUGCUCCUAGUGACAUAGGCUAGUGUGACAGUGGCACAUGAGGAUGAUUCUGUUUGACUGAGGAAGAAUAAUUCACUGCAAUUAGCACAAGCGCAUUAGGACUCUGUGCACCUGCCACAGCCCCACCACAUCCUCACUUGGAUGUUGAAUUUCUCAUCAGAAGUGUCUGCUCAUAGGAUAGGACCUGUUUGGGUGUAUCUCAAUCAUGUCAGUUCACAUCCUCUUCCCUUCUUCUUCAUCUGCACUGAUCUGAGAUCUGAGUAAGGAUAGGUUAAAGCAAUAUUGUGGAAUCCCACCGAGGGAUUUUCUUUCACUUGUAUAGUGCAGUAUUCAAUGAAGAACACAAAACAAGGAAGGGAAAGGAAGCCACAGGAAUAUUGAGAAUAAGGUCUACCCUUUGUGUCUUCUAUCUUUGACAACAAAUAAUAGAAUAGUUAAAAAGAACAGCUAGUUAAAAAGAUAACAGUAACAGGUUUUCCCUAAGUGUUGAUUCAGGACCAGUUUUAGUUGCAGCUCUUUGGCUCAAUAUUAGGACUGAGAAAGGAGAACUUGAUCCUGAACUUGCCCUUGGGGGCAUUUUCUCCUCACAGGGACAGCAGUGAGCAGCAUAGUACUCAUCACUGCUUCCACUUCCAGCCUGAAAUGUAACCCAUAAAUAUUUUACAUUGUUAUCAAAUUGUAUUUGUCACAUGCUUAGAAAAACAACAGGUGUAGACUAACAGUGAAAUGCUUACGGGCCUUUCCCAACAAUGCAGACAAAGAAAAUAGUUCGAAUAAAUACACAAUGAGUAACGGUAACUUGGCUAUAUACACAGGGUACCAGUACUGAGUCGAUGUGCAGGGGUAAGAGGUAAUUGAGGUAGAUAUGGACAUAUAAUUAAGCAAUAAGGCACAAGGGGGUGUGGUAUACACUUAGGGUAUAUGGCCAAUAUACCACGACUAAGGGCUGUUCUUAUGCAUGACGCAUCGCAGAGUGCCUGGACACAGCCCUUAGCCGUGGUAUAUUGGCCAUAUACCACAAACCCCUGAGGUGCCUUAUUGCUAUUAUAAACUUGUUACCAACGUAAUUAGAGCAGUAAAAAUAAAUAUUUUGUCAUACCCGUGGUAUACGGUCUGAUAUCAGAAUUCAGGGCUCAAACCACCCAGUUUAUAACUAGGGAUAAAGUGACUAAGCAACAGGACAGAAUAAACCGUAGCAGCAGUGUAUGUGAUGAGUCAAAGUUAGUGCAAAAACAAUCAAUGCAUUUAGUCCGGGUAGCUGUGUGGUUAACUAUUUAACUAACUAUUUAGCAGUCUUAUGGCUUGGGGGUAGACACUGUUCAGGGUCCUGUUAGUUCCAGACUUAGUGUAUCAAUACCACUUGCCAUGCGGUAGCAGAGAGAACAGUCUGACUUGGGUGGCUGGAGUCUUUGACCAUUUUUAGGGCCUUCCUCUGACACCGCCUGGUAUAGAGGUCCAGGGUGGCAGGGAGCUCGGCCCCAGUGAUGUUCUGGGCUGUCCGCACUACCCUCUGUAGAACCUUGCGGUCGGAUACCAAGCAGUUUCCAUACCAAGUGGGGAUGGAGCCAUUUAAGAUGCUCUCAAUGGUGUAGCUGUAUAACUUUUUGAGGAUCUCAGGGCCCAUGCCAAAUCUUUUCAGCCUCCUGAGAGGGAAGAGGCGUUGUCGUGCCCUCUUCACGACUGUGUUGGUGUGUGUGUGUGUGGACCAUGACAGAUCCUUAGUGAUGUGGACACCGAGAAACUUGAAGCUCUCGACCCGCUCCACUACAGCCCUGUCGAUGUGAAUGGGUGUGUGCUCGGCCCUCCAUUUCCUGUAGUCCACGAUUAGCUCCUUUCUUGGUGACGUUGAGGGAGAGAUUGUUGGCCUGGCAACACACUACCAGGUCUCUGACCUCCUCCUUGUAGGCGGUCUCAUCAUCGUCGGUGAUCAGGCCUACCACUGGCGUGUCGUCAGCAAACUUAAUGAUGGUGUUGGAGUCGUACACGGCCACGCAGUCGUUGGUGAACAGGGUGUAAAGGAGGGGCCAAGCAGUUAUUUUGUGGGCUACUUCAACUCCCAGCCCCUAGAACAGGGGUCGACACCCCAAAUUAUGUAUACACACACACACACACACACACACACACACUACCAGUCAAAAGUUUGGACACACCUACUCAUUCAAGGGUUUUUCUUUAUUUUUACUAUUUUCUACAUUGUAGAAUAAUAGUGAAGACAUCAAAACUAUGAAAUAACAUAUGGAAUCAUGUAGUAACCAAAAAAGUGUUAAAUAAAUCAAAAUAUAUUUUAUAUUUGAGAUUCUUCAAAUAGCCACCCUUUGCCUUGAUGACAGCUUUGCACACUCUUGGAAUUCUCUCAACCAGCUUCAUGAGGUAGUCACCUGGAAUGCAUUUCAAUUAACAGGUGUGCCUUCUUAAAAGCACCCCCACACAUAACACCCAAGAAGACAUAGUGACAAAGCAAAAACAGGUUUUUAGAAAUUGUUGCUUAUUAAAAAAAAAACUACAUCACAUUUACAUAAGUAUUCACCUUUGGCAGCGAUUACAGCCUCGAGUCGUCUUGGGUAUGACGUUACAAGUUUGGCACACCUGUAUUUGGGGAGUUUCUCCCAUUCUUCUCUGCAGAUCCUCUCAAGCUCUGUCAUGUUGGAUGGGGAGCAUCGCUGCACAGCUAUUUUCAGGUCUCUCCAGAGAUGUUAGAUUGGGUUCAAGUCCGGGCUCUUGCUGGGCCACUCAAGGACAUUCAGAGACUUGUCCCGAAGCCACUCAUGCGUUGCCUUGGCUGUGUGCUUAGGGUUGUUGUCCUGUUGGAAGGUCAACUUUCGCCCCAGUCUGAGGUCCUGAGCGCUCUGGAGCAGGUUUUCAUCAAGGAUCUCUCUGUACUUUACUCCGUUCAGCUUUGCCUCGAUCCUGAGUAGUCUCCUAGUCCAUGCCGCUGAAAUACAUCCCCAUGUUGCCAUCACAAUGCUUCACCGUAGGGAUUGUGCCAGGUUUCCUCCAGACGUGACGCUUGGCAUUCAGGCCAAAGAGUUAAAUCUUGGUUUCAUCAGACCAGAGACUCUUGUUUCUCAUUUGCCUUUUGGCAAACGCCAAGCGGGCUGUCAUGUGCCUUACUGACGAGUGGCUUCCGUCUGGCCACUCUACCAUAAAGGCCUGAUUUGGUGGAGUGCUGCAGAGAUGGUUCUCCCAUCUCCACAGAUGAAUUCUAGAUGAACUCUUUUGGUACCCUUCCCCAGAUCUGUGCCUCGACACAAUCAUGUCUCUGAGCUCUACGGACAAUUCCUUCCACCUCAUGGCUUGCUUUUUGCACUGUCAACUGUGGGACCUUUAUAUAGACAGGUGUGAGCCUUUCCAAAUCAUGUCCAAUCAAAUUAAUUUACCACAGGUGGACUCCAAGUUGUAGAAACAUCUCAAGAAUGAUCAAUGGAAACAGGAUGCACCUGAGCUCAAUUUCGUGUCUCAUAGCAAAGGGUCUGAAUACUUAAAUAAAUAAGGUAUCUGUUGUUUUUUUUAAAUACAUUUUCAAACAUUUCUAAACCUGUUUUCGCUUUGUCAUUAUGGGGUAUUGUGUGUAGAUUGCUGAGUAUUUUUAUUUAUUUAAUACAUUGGAGAAUAAGGCUGUAACGUAACAAAAUGUGGAAAAAGUCAAGGGGUCCGAAUACUUUCCAAAGGCACUGUAUGUGAUCGUGUCUCGUGUUCAAAUAUAACCUAUUUUUGGGCUUCCUUGUGGUCAAUUUGCAGUGUACUAAUUAUUAUAAUGAUAUUCUACCCCUGCCCUAGAACCUCAGCCUGUACUGUAGGCCUUCUCCCGCUCUUCAGUGCUUGCCUUCCUCAUUGUACUCUAGGGGAAGGGUGGUUGUUAGUGAAUAUGUGAAUCCAUUGUGUCAAUUUGGGAUGCACUGACUGAGUAAAUUAGCACUAUUUCAUUACAUUUGAAAACUUGAACAGGAAGUUAAAUGUGAGCCGUUGGGUUUGCAGGAUUAUGCAACACCUUGGAACCAGCACUCGCUCUAGUUUCAUUAUGAGACAGAUUAUGCUGAAUGGGACAUUAUUUUAUUAGGCUAAAGCUCCUUUGUGUUUGGUCACUGGUUACCCUCACUGGAGAGACCCGGACCUCAUUUUAAAUGUAAACUUCAAUGGGGUAGGGACGUCUCAAUGAUUCCGAAUAGCACGGACCCUUCCACUAUCCCUGAUAUUGAUCUGGUCAGUUUUGUGCUUUAUUUCCCCAUAUAGGUAGGGACUUUGGGGAGAGUAAACUGAUCCCUGAUCUGUUUUUAAGGGCAACUUCUGCCUGCAUCGUACUAGAGAUUGCUGAGCUUGGUAGGUAUGCUCACUGUCAAGGGAUAUGGAUUUAAUCCUCUAGCGUUUUAAAAACCAGAGUGUUGUGAAUCAGUGUGUCUGAAUCUCAUACAAUCCACAAAGACACUCAUUUAGUUGACUUCCCAAUCCUACCCCACACUAGGAUUUUCCACUUCCUCAAACGGCCCAUAUAACUCAGCCAGCCAUGUUCCACAGUCAUGUGACGCCUCAUGCAUAUAUUCCACCCUAUGAGUCUCUAUGACAAAAUCACAAUGGAAAUGAUUUAAUUCUGUCCAAGUGUGUGUCUCAGUCAGUGUGUGUAUACAUGCACUUAUGUAUGCAUGUCUGUUCUGUUUUACAACGUAUUUUGCACCUGAUAUGAUCCAGAGGGAAUAAAACAUUCAAGAGAAAGGGAAGAAUUGUGCUCUUGAUAAAGAAAGGAUGUUUUUGCAUUGUUUUAGUCAUCUCAGUGGAGGUACAAAUGCCAUGUAAGCUAAGCUUGGCCACGGAUGCCACAUCCUUAGGUCUGUAUCCUGCUGCUCCAGACUAGAUCUGUUGGGGGGGGGGGGAUUCUGUAUUUCUACACAGAUAACAUAGCCAGUCUAGCAUGGCAGAAAGGCCCUAUCUGUGGCAAGGACAAAAGGGCACUGAAGCAGGGAUUGUGGGUAUGUGUGUCUACAGACAGGGUGGGUGAUGAGGGGUUGUUAAACCCCAGCAGUAUAGAUGCAGCAGCACCAUAGCGUUAGCCACCGUAGCGUUAGCAGCCCCCCAGAGAGAGAGAUGCCAAGUCGUGAUGUUGGGCUCUAGUCACUGGGAUGUCACCAUGGUUACGGUUCGGGAAAGGGGUGAUAUUGCCAUGGUAACAGAACAGAGAGACAGGGAUCUGGGUGUACAGACUGUUUCCCGAUAGUGUGCUAUAUGUGUGAUAUUCCCUCUCACCAUUGCAGAAAGCUUAAUUUUAAGCCUAUGUGUGGGAGGGAAUUUGUCUGUGUGUAAUCAUGGUUUAGUUAUUGGCCUACUCUGUUAGUGUGUGUAUGUCUUUAGUGUUGGGGAGGGUUAGCAAGCUACUUUGAACAGAUUCAGAAUGGAUGGGUGGGUGGAUUUUGUGCGUCAGACAUAUAGAGUUACACAGAGGCUGGGUCCUGAUAUUGAUAUAAUAACCAUCAUAUCGAAGUAAAUUUGGAGUCACGCGACUCGGGAAACCAUGCAGUUUAUUAGGCAACAGAUUAAAUAAGUUAUGAUGAAAUUCACAGGGUGGUGAAAGUGCACGGUGAUGAGUUUGAUGCUGCUUUCCAAUAAAUAUUGAGGGUCUUAUUCUGGUGACGUGAUGAUCUAUGCUUGACUGCCGUUUGACAAAUAAAAGAUUCUCAUCAUAAUAAUGUCAUCAUGUAGACUAGCCUACCCACACUGUAUCUGGGAGCUGUUGGCUAGAGAGCACGUGCCAAGACCAGAGUAGGCACAUUUGCUAUUUAACGUAACAGUUUUUGUGACAACUAUAGGUAGAGAUGGAAACACAUUGAACUUUAGGUUUUCAUUUACCAAAUAAAAAUCUAAGUGAAAAGUUCAUUUUGUGUGCACUACGUCAUCACACACUGAUUUUUAUCCACAAAAAGUCCAUUUGGUGGAAACAUACCACUGGUGGGAUAAUGCCAAUUGGAUGGAAACCUAGCUAGUGACAAAUGUUUUGGCUUUGUACUUUGGAUUUGAAAUGAUACAAUGACUAUGAGUUUAAAAUGCAGAAUGUCAGCUUUAAUUUGAGGGUAUUUUCAUCCAUAUCAGUGAACCGUUUAGAAAAUGUAUUUAUUUUCAAUAAACAAUGGAAACUAAAUAUAGUUUACAUGUUGUCAACAAUCUAAGCCAACCCGUCUGUUUUGCUCCAUAGUUUCGCACGCGAUGGUUUUGUUGCUGAACAACCAACCCGCCUAUAGUGUCCCAGCAGUACCAGCACUAUGGUGUUAAACCGUGAACUGUGCACCAUUCUUCCCAGAUUAAAGUCAUUCUGUCUCUUCUCUCUCCCUUUAUCACUCUCAUUCACACAUUCACUCCAUUAUUAUUUCUUUCAGAUCUAGCCUGCCAGGAUGGACCUGUCCAAGCUGCCUAAAAUCCAGGAUGAGGAGAAGGAGAGCGAGUUUGGAUACGUCCAUGGAGUCUCCGGCCCAGGUCACUAUCAUUUACAUUUAGCAGACGCUCUUAUCCAGAGCCACUUACAGUUAGUUAGUGCAUAUUAUUUUUUUUAUUCAUACCCCCCGUGGGAAUCGAACCCACAACCCUGGCGUUGCAAACGCCAUGCUCUACCAACUGAGCUACAUCCCUGCCGGCCAUUCCCUCCCCUACCCUAGACGACGCUGGGCCAAUUGUGCGCCGCCCCAUGGGUCUCCCGGUUGCAGCCUGGAUUCGAACCAGGAUCUCUAGUGGCACAGCUAGCACUGCGAUGCAGUGCCUUAGACCACUGCGCCACACACAUUCACCUAUGUCUCAUGUGCCUCUGUUUAGACUCUAAAGGUUUUAGGCUAGCUGAAGAAGAGAUGCUUUGGUAAAAGCCUCAGUUAUCCCUCUGGUAGUAGUCUAGGCGAUAGGAGGCUUGGCACUAAUCUGUUUACACCAAUCUGGCGUUGAGUUUGGACUAGAGAUCCGUCUCUCUUGCAUGUGUCUGCCUGGUGUGUGACCUCUGACCUGUGUUGUCCCCUGGCUGUGCUGUAGUGGUGACGGCCACUGCCAUGGCUGGAGCGGCCAUGUAUGAGCUGGUGAGAGUGGGCCACAGUGAGCUGGUGGGCGAGAUCAUCAGGCUGGAGGGAGACAUGGCCACCAUCCAGGUCUACGAGGAGACAUGUAUCCUAACGGGUGAUAUUGCACUGUUAAUGCACCUGACUGGUUGCGUCCCAAAUGGCAUCCUAUUUCUUACAUAGGGCACUACUUUUGACCAUUUGGGAUGCAAGCUUUACUGUACCUGACUGUGUCUGUGUUCUCCCGGUACAUAAAGUGGUAUGCCUGUGUGUACAUGACUGCACCUGUGUGUAUCAGGGGUUGGAACCAAGAUUAUUUUCCAAUCGUUUAGUUCUGAACAGAAACAUUGUUUGUUGUUGUUCCGUUCCACUGUUCUGACCAGCAAAAUACAUUUCUGAAGCAGUUAGAACCCCCCAAAAAAUAUCUGACGAGAGAGAGAGAGAGAGGGAGAGAAUAAAGUUUUUCAUAUUCUGCACAUUGAAGCACAAGAAAUUGUGUUUUUGUUAUAGGUGGUUUUUAAGGACACGUAAAUGUAGCUCAUUUGGCCAAUAUCCCUCGUUUAUUGAUGGCGCUGGCUGCACCAGGUCGAAUCUGAAUGCAUAUGGAUGUCCGGUAUAUUCAAAUCUUCCCGGUCAUGUUGUCUGGUGCCACAUUUUCCUAAUGGAAACCCCUGGCACACAUACUGGCAAAGAUUUUCUAGCAGGCAGACACUGUAAUACGUUUGAGGGUGAGGGCUUUGCAUAGUCCCUUUGCAGCGUAUUUAGUGGGACAGAAGAAAAAAAUGCCUGGAAUGUAAAAUAACGUUAUUAACUGGUUCCCAUGAUUAUAAAAUAACAGUUCUGUUCCGGAACAGUAUAGAUCACUUUCAUUUGCGGUUCUGAUUCUGUUCCUUAAAAUAUUUAGUAGUUUACAGGUUCCAACCCCUUACUAUAUAUUUAUACAAUCACCUUAGUGUUCAUUACUGAACACAUGUAUAUAUAUUAUACACCGUAGCAACCUCUUGAUAACACUCAGACACAUGAAGAGAAGACUUAAAUCUACUGAAACACACACACACACACACUGUGAAUGUGUUCCUGAGCAUUGGCACAGCGGGUGUGUCUGUUGGGGACCCAGUGCUGCGGACGGGGAAGCCUCUGUCUGUGGAGCUGGGCCCAGGCAUCAUGGGCUCCAUCUUUGACGGUAUCCAGCGCCCCCUAAAGGACAUCAACGACCUAACACAGAGCAUCUACAUCCCCCGCGGAGUCAACAUCGGAGCCCUCAACCGAGACCUCAAAUGGGAGUUCUCCCCCGUCAAGAGCUUACGGGUGAGUGUGUCCUACUACUCUGUCAAUGUUUUAAGAAAAGUGUUUGCGUGGUUUACGAAGCGGUAACCCUGCCUCUAUUUUGGGAGAAAGCUGAGGGAUGGGCCUGGAGAAAUGUAACCACUCUCAAAUUCAUAGACUGAGCUAUGGAUGCAAGGACUGACCAUCCAUGAUAUAAAAAUGGUAGUUUUAACCAUGUUUUGAGGCUAUAUAGUGUUUGCUUACAUUGUUUACUAACAUUGGGGUAAAUCAAGCUUAUAUUUGGGUUCUGAUGGGGUACGACAGUUGAACUAAGCUCAUGACGCAAGUUAUAUUCUUCAAGAAUCAAUGGAUAUAUAUCGUUAAUCUAUAAAUCCAAAAAUUGAUGUAGCAACUAAGGAUUCUAGCUUUAAUGUUAAAGUUUUAAUUGAUAACCAUUAACCCCUUAUCUCCCCCCUCUCUCUUAGGUGGGCAGUCACAUCACAGGGGGUGAUAUCUACGGGAUGGUGUUUGAGAACUCCCUCAUCAAGCACAAGAUCAUGCUGCCCCCGAGGAACAGAGGAACCGUCACCUAUGUGGCUCCCCCCGGAAACUAUGACGUCUCGGUUAGUUAGUUCCACCAUCCAACCAUGUCUAAAUCUAUAGUAAUACAUGUGGGGUCAUUAAUGUAUUAAGACUGUGUGUGUGUGUUUCAGGACGUGGUGUUGGAGCUGGAGUUUGAGGGUAUGAAGGAGAAGUUCACCAUGGUCCAGGUCUGGCCAGUGCGACAGAUUCGUCCGGUCACAGAGAAGCUACCCGCCAAUCACCCACUGCUGACCGGACAGAGAGUACUGGACGCCCUCUUCCCGUGAGUCCCCUCUCUCUUACCCCACUGUUCCAUCAAUCCUUCCCUCACCUUUCUCCAUCUCUCUGUCUCUACUUCAAGGAAACUCUCUCUUACCACUCUCCCUCUUUCUCCACCUGUCCCUCUUUGCUUGAAGGACACUAUCAGAAUGUCUUUCUGUCCAUCAGUCUUCACUAUUCUGCUACAAGGAAACUCAAUUAGAAAGUCUUAUUUGAAUCUGCCAAUAUACUCAACCUCUGCUUCCAUCUCUCUGCCCCUGGUCUGUUCUACCUGUCUGUCUCUGUGUCCAGGUGUGUCCAGGGAGGAACCACAGCCAUCCCCGGAGCCUUUGGCUGUGGUAAAACUGUCAUCUCCCAGUCCCUGUCAAAAUACUCCAACAGUGAUGUCAUUGUCUACGUAGGCUGUGGGGAGCGAGGGAACGAGAUGUCAGAAGUUCUGCGAGAUUUCCCCGAGGUGGGUGGUGUUAUGUCAUUGGAUUAUCAUGAUCAUCAUCAUUAGCCUGUUUCUUAUUAGAGGUCAGGAUGAUUGACAGUUGUGUCUGUCCAAUAGCUGACCAUGGAGGUGGAUGGGAAGACUGAGAGCAUCAUGAAGAGAACAGCACUGGUGGCCAACACCUCCAACAUGCCUGUGGCUGCGAGAGAGGCCUCUAUCUACACAGGUAAGAACCAAUCACAGGGCCCAGAGCAUAACACAGCAAACCUCCCAGCCAAUGACAGGCCUGAGACCACAACAUGGAGCACACCCCCUAACCAAUCACCUACUUGUCCUCUGUGUGUGUCUGCAGGCAUUACGCUGUCUGAAUACUUCAGGGACAUGGGCUACAAUGUGAGCAUGAUGGCUGAUUCCACCUCACGAUGGGCUGAGGCUCUCAGGGAGAUCUCUGGUCGACUGGCUGAGAUGCCCGCUGGUGAGUGGCUGCUGGUAACACCCAAAAUACAAAAUAGUUACCUUUUUAAGGCAAUGUAUAGGACAUCUUCUAGGGCUAGUGGGGUGAAUUAGGCUUAAAUCGGUUAUUUGGAACAUAUAAAAUAAAGGCCUGUUUUGUCUCCACAGACAGUGGUUACCCAGCCUACCUGGGUGCCCGUCUGGCGUCAUUCUACGAGCGUGCUGGCAGGGUGAAGUGUCUGGGCAACCCAGAGAGAGAGGGCAGUGUCAGCAUUGUAGGGGCGUGAGUACAGUUACAGCUUUUCACCACACGGGGGAGCCCUUGUUCCUCUCAACUCUCCAGUAGACCUCAGAAACCUGCCAACACAAUCUAGCCACACUGGAAUAGGCGGAAGUGGAGUGCUUCUUAUAACGUUAUAACCAUAUGUUACUGAUGUUCUGUUUCCUUUCCUCAGUGUGUCUCCCCCUGGUGGUGACUUCUCUGAUCCUGUGACAUCAGCUACCCUGGGUAUCGUGCAGGUAACUAUGGAUACACCCUGUUUCUGUCUGGCACUGAUAGACCACACUCAUCCAUAUGGAGCAAAUAAAUAAAGACAAGCUUUAGGGACUCAAUUAUCAUCCUUGGGUGCACCCCCCCUCCCCCCUACCAUCCCCUCCCCCCACCCACCGCCCCUCUCUCCCUCCAACACCCCCCCUCUCUCCCUCCCCUCCCUCCCCUCACCUCCCCCCUCUCCCCUCACCUCCCCCCUCUCCCUCCCUCCCUCCUUCCCUAUCUCUCAGGUGUUCUGGGGACUGGAUAAGAAGCUGGCCCAGAGGAAGCACUUCCCGUCAGUCAACUGGCUGAUCAGCUACAGUAAGUACACGCGGGCGCUGGACGAGUACUACGACAAGCACUUCCCUGAGUUCGUCCCACUGCGCACCAAGGCCAAGGAGAUCCUGCAGGAGGAGGAAGACCUGGCUGAGAUCGUACAGCUGGUCGGCAAGGUGAGGGGGAACUGAGGGGAGGGGGAACUGAGGGGAGGGGGAAGAAAGAGAAGGCGGGGACAACAUUGGGCUGCAUCCCUGGAGGUGGCCAGAAAGAGAAGGCGGGGACAACAUUGGGCUGCAUCCCUAUAGUCUGAGGUUUUAUCUCCAUGUCUCCUCUGCUUCAAAAUAUUGGUGACAGGCAUCGCUGGCCGAAACAGAUAAGAUCACCCUGGAGGUGGCCAAGCUCCUCAAGGAUGACUUCCUGCAACAGAAUGGUUACACCCCCUACGACAGGUAACUCACUGACUCACUCAAACACACUUGCUCUCACUGACCUACUCAAAUAUUUCAGAGUAAUACCGAAAGAUGGGCUGUGAACUCAUUCCAACUGUAACUCCCUGCCCUCUGACCUCUCCCUGCAGGUUCUGUCCCUUCUAUAAGACGGUAGGCAUCCUGUCCAACAUCAUAGCGUUCUACGACAUGGCGAGGCACGCGGUGGAGACCACGGCUCAGAGCGACAACAAGAUCACCUGGUCCAUGAUCCGAGAACACCUGGGAGAGAUCCUCUACAGACUCAGCUCCAUGAAGUUCAAGGUACAGCAGCAGUCUGACUUUUUCUCCUGUGUCUUUCUCUCUCUCUGUGUGUGUGUGUGCUUUUCCCCUGUAUCUCUCUCUGUGUCUUUCUAUGCUGAGUCUCUGAGUGUUUCUCUUACGAUUUGUCUGUAUCAUGUUCUCUUUGUGGUCCUCUAACUAUAUGUCUGGCCUGUUUUAGGACACAGCCUCUGUGUAACUAUAUAUGUCUGGCCUGUUUUAGGACACAGCCUCUGUGUAACUAUAUAUGUCUGGCCUGUUUCAGGACCCAGUGAAGGAGGGAGAGGCCAAGAUCAAGUCCGACUACACCCAGCUGCUGGAGGACAUGCAGAACUCCUUCCGCAGCUUGGAAGACUGAGCCUUCACCCUGGACCUUUCACCCCUGACCCCAGGGGCAGUGCAUGUCUGUGUCGCCCCCUCUCUCUCUGCAGCCACCUCUACUGCAGCAUCACAUUCCACUGCCUCAUGUUUACACCCAACCUAAUGCCAUAAGUUUACCCAACGUGUGUGUGAAUGUGUAUGGGCAAGAAGAGAACGAAAUGUACUGUAUUCUUGUAUUCUGUUGCCUCCCACACUCUAAAUACCCCAGUGUAUUUGCCCCAGCAUGGUCGAAGAUCUGCCCCAAUACCUUAAUGUGUGUAUGUUUACAUGUCUGUGUGUGUGAGACAUCUCACUCUGAACCCCUGCACUGCCCCUCCCUCCCCCUGUUUGUUUUGGACAUGGUCUCUGACCCGAUCUGUGUACCUGAAGACUUCAGUUGAUGUAAUUAUCAUUCUUUACCCCUCUAUCUGUACAGAAGAUUAACAUGAAAUACUUAAUAAGCAGAGUGACUCUAUAUUUGUUGCAGGUGUCUGACAUGGACAACGUGUGGGCUGGUUGUUCAUAUUUUGUGAUUUGCGCUGUGUAGUCUUGUGUACUUGCUG